Molecule: messenger RNA, 1725 nt
Organism: Aspergillus affinis
Lineage: Eukaryota; Fungi; Ascomycota; Eurotiomycetes; Eurotiales; Aspergillaceae
Product: U2 snRNP complex subunit CUS1
Exons: 1
Coding region: 1-1725 (574 amino acids)
Biological process (GO): mRNA splicing, via spliceosome
Cellular component (GO): precatalytic spliceosome; catalytic step 2 spliceosome; U2 snRNP
Source: RefSeq, a predicted model, not a curated record
AUGAAGCCGAGCAAGAACCAAAUCAGAAGGGCAAGGAAGAAGGCUCUAAAGAAUGAGGUAUUUCUCUCGGUCUUUUAUACAACUUCAGGCAAAUCUGACAUUUUACUUGACAAGACUACAGCGUCAUCGGCUGUUACGCCCGAAACGAACCUUGAGGCAAAGGGUCCCCCUACUACAGAUUCGAUGAAUGAGUCUGGCCCAGAUAUAUUGUCCCAAGCUGAGGAUGACUCGACAGACCCUCUAUGGGAGAUGUACAAGAAUGUCAUUGAUAGGUUUGAUGAGUAUGGGGGGGAUCCGAUUGCAGAUGGAGGAACUGACAAACCGGAAAUUUAUUUCGACGACGACGAUGAAAUACCCGACGAGGAAGAGGAAGAAGAACCGAAACUGUCCAAAAAAAAGCGCAAGGAACUUAACAAGCUCUCCGUUGCUGAGCUUAAGGCGAUGGUUCGGAAACCUGAGAUUGUGGAGUGGACGGAUACUUCAGCACCUGACCCUAAAUUACUCGUCCACAUCAAGGCUCACCGCAAUGUUGUCCCCGUUCCCUCACACUGGUCACUCAAAAGAGAAUAUCUAUCAUCCAAGAGGGGCAUAGAAAAACCGCCAUUUGCGUUACCUAAGUUUAUCCAAGAGACCGGAAUCUCGGAAAUGCGAGACGCUGCUUUGGAGAAGCAAGAGCAGGCGACUUUGAAACAGAAACAAAGAGAAAGGGUCCAGCCAAAAAUGGGAAGGCUAGAUAUCGACUACCAGAAACUAUACGAAGCUUUCUUUAGGUUCCAGACGAAACCUGAGUUGACACGCUAUGGCGAAGUUUACUACGAGGGCAAAGAAUAUGAAACUAAUCUCAAGCAUCUACGACCAGGUGAACUCAGCGCGGAGCUUAAGGAUGCACUUAAUAUGCCACCAGGUGCGCCGCCUCCUUGGUUGAUAAAUCAACAACGAUAUGGGCCGCCGCCUUCGUACCCGGCGCUGAAAAUCGCGGGACUGAAUGCACCUCCGCCGCCUGGUGCCAUGUGGGGCUAUCAUCCAGGGGGUUAUGGAAAGCCCCCAGUCGAUGAGCAUAACAGACCUCUAUACGGUGGGGACAUAUUUGGAGUAUUACAACCCCAGCAAACUGUGCAGCAGGGCGAGCCUGUGGAAAAGGACCUUUGGGGGGAGCUACAGGCUCCUGAGCUCUCCGACGACGGUAGCGAGGAUGACGAAGAGGAUGACGAGGAGGAGGAUGAGGAAGCAGGAGUGCAGUCUCCUAGUGGACUGGAGACACCGAGUGGGUUGGCGUCCGCUGUCCCGUCCGAAUAUGCUGGGACAGAGAACGUGGCCGGCGAGUUUGACGUGCGCAAGCAUUACCGAGGCACUCAGACCGAAGAAUACAAGAGCCAAAAAAGCGCUUUUAGAGUUAUCCCGGAACGACAGGCGCAUGUGCAAGGAUUUUUUGGAGGCGACAGGGUGUAUGAUCUGAACGACUCCCCAGGAAACCUUCCUGUCCUUGGAACCGAGGAUCAAAAUCGGAAGCGCAAAAAGCCCGGCGAUGUUGAUGUCUCUAUGGACCCAGAUGAUUUACAGGCCGGGGAUGGACUUAGUAAGGAGGGUAUACGGAAACUGUACGACAAUCAAAGGCAGCAACAAGACCAUCACGGUUGGGGGUUCCAGGAAGAUUUGAGCGACAUGAUUGCACAUGAGAGCCGGAAGAAAAUGAAGAAAGAUGAAGAGAGGCGAGGGCGGCAAUAG